Messenger RNA from Osmia lignaria (orchard mason bee), 2091 nucleotides. RefSeq names its product bHLH protein deadpan (gene dpn). NCBI's taxonomy places the organism in Eukaryota, Metazoa, Arthropoda, Insecta, Hymenoptera, Megachilidae. The record is from RefSeq and is a predicted model, not a curated record. Gene Ontology annotation, biological process: regulation of DNA-templated transcription. Gene Ontology annotation, molecular function: protein dimerization activity; DNA binding.
CACCCCAAGCGGGACGUCGCCGGUAGCGGCGAUCAUCCCCUUUACGGAUGCCAGCGAAAUUUCCCUCUUCGAUUUCAUCGGUGUACGUGAAAAAAUCGCGAGGAACCGUGUGAAUUUAUGGAACAUCAGUUCACGUGCUCGUGAUACUUUCAGAAACAUUGAAAGUGUUUAUUGUGCUUGGGAAUUUUAAUAACGGUGUUGUAUCAGUGCAUAAAUGGUGGAUUAUUAUAAUUACAAGAUGUCAGGCAGCGAGGAGGAACCUGAGUCGCAUUCGCAGCCAGGGAUGACCAAGGCGGAAUUGCGGAGGAGCAACAAGCCGAUCAUGGAGAAACGGAGGCGUGCUCGGAUAAAUCAGUGUCUGGACGAGCUGAAGAGCCUGAUACUCGAGGCGAUGAAAAAAGACCCAACUAGGCAUUCGAAACUCGAGAAGGCCGAUAUCCUCGAGAUGACGGUGAAGCAUUUACAAGCGGUACAGCGUCAGCAAUUGAGCACGGCGGUCGCUACCGACCCGGCGGUGCUAACUAAAUUCCGUUCCGGAUUUUCUGAAUGUGCUACCGAAGUAUCGCGGUACGUCAGCCACCUCGAGAACGUCGACCCUGUUGUAAAGCAACGACUGGUAUCACAUUUGAACAAUUGCGUUAGCAAUCUCCAGCAAAUGGCGCCAUUCUACAGCCACUACGUGCCCUACAUGCCGGAACGCCUCUAUCCGGAGGUGAAGGUCGGUUUCCAGAGCGAUUUCCAGAAUGGCGACGAGAAUAAUAAUGGAAGUGCCAGGAUACAGAUACCGAACGGGGUUCAACUGAUACCCAGCAGACUUCCUACAGGAGAGUUGGCCCUUUUGGUACCCCAGUCGGCCAACAUCUCGGCAAACUUUCCUUUCUUCCCCCCGGCUCCAGAAUCUACCUCGAAAAUUGGACAAUCCUCAGCUUUCACCUCUGUCCAUAGAUCACAGAGUCCACUAUUGAGUCCAUCAACCUCCACGUCCAGUUAUGGCGAAGAGAAUCAUCAGUCUGAACACUAUGCACAGGCUGCAUCGCCUAAUCAACAACGUCGCUUCAAGAUUCCUGAUCAGAGUUCGGUCUCCUCGAAGAGCUUCUCUUCGUCACCGGAGACCCAGAAGCCACAAAUCAGCUCUACUAGUGACAGAAAAUCCCCAGUAACCAUUUUCAUGGAACCUAAGUCUGAAACGAACUAUGCGUCCAAGAAAGAAGCCGAUUCCUCUGAAACGCUGAACAGCAAUGGAAUGGCGGUAUCCAACUUGAGACAACCAUUAUCAGUAAUUACUGAUAAAACCUAUAAUCGUUCCAGUUCGAUGACAACCAAGAAAGAGUCUCUGAAGAGGCAUCAUUCGGAUGGACUCUUAGUAAUCUCUGAUAAGAGACCUAGGUAUCAAGAUACAAAUAGUUCAUCGAUUAAUCUAACUUCUUCUAAUGGCAUUUCGAAAUCUGGAGAAGAUCAAGCGAUCUCCGUGGAGGAUUUGUCGGGAAGAGCGACUUGUUCGACUAAUAGAAAUUCUAAUUCUAAUCCUAUGAAAUUUGCCGCAGUGGCUGGUCCUUCGGGCGCUAACGGCGAUAUGUGGAGGCCAUGGUGAUUCGUAAGAACCAUGUUCCCUCUUGAUUGCUUUAUUUAAAAAUUAGUUAAGAUUAUUUAACAGAAAUUAGUAUGAUGAAAAUACUAAUAAACGAAACCAUUCAUUAAAAUAGUGCCUUAUAAAUCGUUCACUAUUCUUAAAUGAUUGUAACUUGUUUUAUCUUAAGUAUGAUGCAUGUGUUACGAUAAGCAUUGUUAUAUUUAUUAUUAAUAUAAGAUUUUUUGUAAGUAAUGAUAGAAUCCAGGUUUAAUGUCGACGACGAACUUGAGAACAGUAACAGCCAACUCAGUAUCCUCGCAUCUGAAGACUUCCAAGCUUUAACAUAGUACAAUAAGCUACCCCUUGUGAAUAAUCUUGUAAAUAAUCGUCGAUUUUAUUUAAUGUAAUUUGUACGAUUAAAAUAGGAAUUUGAACGCGUGAUUUUAUUAUUAAGUUAUAAGUUGAUAUUGCCAGUUUACGUUCAAGGAGUCGAAAUAAAUGUGAAACGGACAUUGUGAUCA